UUGGGAUAUGAUGGAUAUUGACUAUCAGAGUUAUUUGUCUAUAUAUCGUGUUCAUUGGCAAAGAAUUACUGAUUUUUCAGGUGUGCAUUCUGUUUACGUGGGGCUAAAAAGCGGUCAUAAUGCAACAACAUGUGAUGUGAGUCCAUUAGAAAAGGCCCAAGAUGAAGCGAAUUACCACGUUUUCUCUGGACUAAAUCUUAAAUCUGGAUCAAUCUAUUAUGCCUGCCUUAAAGUUGUUGAUAAUGCCCAAAAUGCAGCCUACUUUACAUCUGAUGGCAUAGUUAUCGAUAACACAUCCCCCUCGCCAGGUUACGUAAUAGAUGGUAACACUGUUAACGAUAUUGAUUUCCAAAAAGAAAACUCGGUUUUAUGGGCCACCUGGUCAAAUUUUACUGAGGAGGAAACAGAGAUUGUUCAAUACAAGCUUGCUUUUGGCACGUCGCCUGGAAAAGAAGACAUUCAAGAAUUUACUGAAGUAGGACUCGUACAAAGAGCUCCUAGUACACGGCUGAACACGACUGAACUAGCAACUGCUAAGCGAUAUUACGCCAGUGUUAUAGCAAUAAACAAACUGGGCCUACCAAGUGAAAAAGUAUCUUCAGAUGGAGUAUUAAUUGACAUCACUCCUCCAUCCUUUAUCUUUUCCACAACUGACGGUACAGAUUUAGGACAAGAUGUAAGGUACUCUAGAGUACAAAGCCUGUCAUGUUCUUGGCGAUGUGAUGAUGAAGAAUCAAAAUUAAAACUUGUUGAAGUUUCAUUCGGUCUUCAACCUGGAAGUUCGGAUGUGAAGCAAUUUACAACUGUUAAUGCUUCAAGUAUGCAGUAUGAAUAUCAGGCAAGCCUAAAAUCAGGUAUUAUAUAUUUUGCAACAAUCAGGUGCACAAAUAAUGCUGGUCUUCAAAAAACGUCUACUUCUAAUGGUGUCAUAUAUGAUGAUACUCCUCCUCAAGGACUUGCUGAUGAUGGUGACUAUCAAAACUCUACAAACAAACUAAAAGUUGAUUGGAAGUUUGUCGACGCAGAGAGUGGAAUCCUUAUGUAUCACAUAAUAAUACUUAAGUCAGAUGGCCUUUUACAAGAAGGACCGUUUGAAUUCCCAGGAAAUAUCAGUUCAGAAACGCUUUUCUUGGAGUCAACUCUCGACGCUGGAAAGACAUAUUUUACAAACAUAACAGGAUAUAAUGGUGCAGGUCUCGCAUCGUCUGUCAUAACUGAUGGUUUUACAAUAGAUAACACCCCGCCUACUUGCAACAGCGUUUGGCAUGGCGAUAAAGACUUUCUAUCAAGAUUGCGAUUUGUUUCUGAUGCAAUCAUCUUGUAUGUUUCAUGGAACUGUUCGGACCAAACAAAAUUGAAGAAACUUCAAUUUGCAGUUAAAGAAAAACACUCCUCAAAAUUCAUUCUUCCUUUUCAUUCUCUAAAUAAAAACAACAACUAUAAAGGAACAGCCACUAUCACUGCCAGAAGAACAAGACCUAAAUUCGAAGCAGGCAAAACUUAUGUCAUUGGGCUAGAGCUUACCAAUUCUGUGGAACUCUCUUCAGUUUUUUGGACUGAAGGAGUUAAAGUGGAUACAACCCCACCGAUUUUUACGCAUCUCAAGCUCAAAUUCAACCCACGCAACAACUCUUUAACUGCAUUUUGGGAUGUCAAGGACGAGGAAAGUGGACUUGAUGUUGUAAAGUGGGGACUUGGUAGCAGUUCAGACAAAACAAAUGUCAAAAACCUAACAAUUAUCAAUAUUUCAAGUAAAAGUCUCAACAUCAUGCAAGAUCUAGAACUUGGGUCUACCUAUUUCUUCUCUGUGGAAGCAAUAAAUAUUGUAGGUCUUUUGAACAGAGCUGUAUCAAAUGGAGUGGUGACUGAUUGUACCGCACCGAAUAGUGGACUAGUUUACGCCCAAUAUAUUCUACCUCUAAAUUAUGACAGAAACAACAACGUUGUCCACGGUUCAUCAUUCGCAGUAUCCUGGACGGGAUUUAUUGAUAAAGAAAGUGGAAUAUCUCAAUACAGCUGGGCUGCAGGAAAUAACUUGCAAUCGCUUCUAAAUCUGGAUGACAGUAAAUAUACAAACAUUCAGCUCGACGAAUCUGUUGGCGGUGUGCAGAUUAAGAACGUAACUCUGGUUGGCAAUACUACAUACUACGUGUGCAUCAGAGCAACCAAUGGCGCAGGACUACAAAGAACAGAUUGCUCACCAGGAAUGAAAGUAGUACUGGGUAAAUUCUCGGCUGGUUUGGUUAACGAUGGUCCAAGAAACUCAAACAAAGACCUGGACUUCCAGCUUGAUGAUAGAGCAUUAUGGGCACAUUGGGAUGGAUUUGAUGAUCCGAUAAAUGGAGUGUCAUCAUACGAAUGGUGUAUUGGUGACCAUCCACACAAUUCAUCGGUGAAAGAUAUUUGCAGAUGGCCUUACACGCAAGUUAUCAGUGGAAGAACAGAAGCCCAUCGCUUUUUUAACCUCACUCUUUUCCAAGGCAAAACAUACUAUGCCAAUGUCAAAGCCAUCAACAGUCAGGGAGAAAAUGUGUAUGCAACCUCUGAUGGAGUUGUUGUUGAUCGAAGUCAUCCAGAAGGAGAAUUCAUAAGGAUUACUCCUGCUUUAGGCAAAGAUACCUUGUAUACGACUUCUUUCCAGGCACCAAGCGUCAUUUGGGACAUGAACGAUAAAGAAAGCGGAAUGAAUCAUUUUAGGAUUGGAGCAGGUACUUUUCCCCAUCAGGACGACUUACUGAGUUUCAAGAAAAUAGACGGACCAACAAGAUCGGUUAAUAUGAGAGAUCUAAAUUUUACAGUGUCAAAGGGGCUUAAUUUUUUUGUGAUAAUAUCAGGCUAUAAUAUGCUUGGCUUAGAAACAACUUUAACUUCACAGCAAGUAGUAGUAGACUGGACACCUCCCUUGGCUGGAAUUGUAAUAGAUGGAGAAAUAUCUGGUGAUGGAGAUCCAGAAACAAAGGAUCGUGACUACCAGACCAGCAGACAGUCAAUAUCAGCUCACUGGUAUGGUUUUGAGGAUAAUGAAAGCGACAUUGUUCACUACAAAUGGUGUCUCGGUUCAAAACAAGGAACUUGUUCAUUGACCAAAAUGGUGUCUGCAGGACUCCUAAAUUACGUCUCAGUGUCGUUAGACCUACGGGAAGGGUUUCGUUACUUUGUUAUGGUAGAAGCAACAAAUGGUGCAGGAUUGACACAAAUGUCGUCUUCAGAUGGAGUUACUAUCGAUUCUAGCCCACCUGCUACAAGCAAACUCUCUUUCACCGCUGCUUCUGAUGACAUACAUUUGACAAUUAUUGGAAAUCGCACAUACCAAAGCAGUGGAAGGUCUCUGAAAGCACAAUGGAGGAAAAUUACAGAUAUCCAAAGCGGAAUCACCAGUUUAAAGUACUGCGUUGGGAAACUCUUCAAUGUAUGUAAUGUAAUCGAAUGGACACAUCUCGCGCUUGAGGACACAUCGAUCACUCACAUUUUUGACGAGCCUUUUUCAUCUGGUACAACUUUAUAUGUCAGUUUAGAAGCCAUCAACGGAGCAGGACUAAGUUUAAGAACACAUUCCAAAGCUUUGGUUAUUGAUUCCAGCCCUCCUUCGAUUGGAAGAGUCUCAGUGGGAAAUACAAACGGAAUGAAAUAUUUUAAGAGAGGCGAGGUUAUUGAGGGAGUAGCCAUAGGAUUUGAAGAUAAAGAAAGUGGUAUAGCUGCUUUUGAAUGGGCGAUCUGCUUUGCUAUUUCGACGAGGCAAUGCACGGAUUCCUUUAUUAGCACAGGAUUGAAUUAUAAAUUCACAAAAAAGGAUCACGAUUUGACGCCUGGUGUUAGCUAUAGACUUAUGGUAAGAGUUCACAACCAGGUAAGCCUUCAAAGCGAAGCCUGGUCUAAUACAUUUACAUUAGACAAUGAUUAUCCGAUUCCAAAGUCUGUGUUUGACGGCAUUGAGACUACCAAAGACAUUUCUAUUCAAAGUUCAACGAAUGCCCUAUCAGCUAAUUGGGAACCAUUUAUUAACUUUAAUUCAAGAAUUACAGAUUAUGAACUUUGCGUAGGUAGCAAACCAUCAGUGUGUAAUAUUGUGCCUUAUCGAAACGUUGGCCUUUUCCUAAAAGGAGAAAUCUCUGAGAUCACUUUAAAACACAUGAGCACAUAUUAUAUAACAGUAAGAGCCUGGAACGAGGCAGGAAAUACAGCAAAUACGUCGACCGAUGGCGUCAAGAUUGACAGCACUCCCCCUAAAGGAGGAGAAAUAAGAGAUGGAAAUGGCGAAGAAGAUAUCGAUUAUCAAGCUGACGACUCCUUUAUUUCAGCCAACUGGGAUCAGUUUACAGACGCAGAGUCAGGAAUAGAGAAAUACAUCUGGUGUGUUGGAACUGCAAAAGGAUCGUGUGAUGUCAUAAACGAAAAGUUAGUCUUAGAAGCCAGAUACGUUGGACACCAACUCGAUGUACCGGUCAAUCCUGGGUUGAUUCUCUACGUCAAAGUCACUGCUGUAAACGGAGGUGGUGGAAAAACGACAUUGUAUUCAGACGGAGUAGUAAUAGACAGCACUCCUCCCGAAAUAACAGAGGUUAAAGAUCUGCGCUCUAGACAUCAUUUGAAAGAAACAGACUUUAUAACUUCCAAAGCUAAAUAUUGCGUUGCGUGGAAAGUCAUUGAUAAGGAAAGUGACAUACAGAAAAGUGAAAUAUCAGUCUGCCCUGCCCUAACACCAAAUAGCGAUUGCCUUAUUUCUUCCGUGGAUGUUGGUGUAAGGUUAGCAAUUUGCAUGUCAAACCUUGAGUUUCAUGAAGGAGUCAAGUACAUUGCUAUAGCACAAGUUACUAAUAAUGCAGGACUGAGCUCAACGAAAACCUCUGAUGGAUUUGUACUCGAUUUUUCUCCUCCGGAUACAGGAGAAGUUUAUCAUGUGAACAAUCUUGACACGACUGACACGAACGUAUCUCGUUUUACAAGCUCUGAUAUUAAAGUUCGAUGGCAUGGAUUUUGGGAUAAAGAAAGUUCAGUAUCAAAGUAUUUUGUUUGCCUUGAAGAAGGCUUAUCAGGAAUAUGUGAUCACAUUACUAAUUUUACAGAUGUUGGGAAUCUAACAGAUUACUCCUUCAAAGGCAUUGAUCUAAAGCAUAACACUAGGUAUUAUGUAUUUGUUAUUGCUGAGAACGGAGCUGGCCUUCAAAGCAAUGCAGUUUCUUCGGUAGGGGUCUUAAUGGAUGCUACAGCUCCAUUACUAGGACAUGUAUUGCACGAUGGUGAUGUGGAAGGCAAAGAGAGACACUUCCAAAACUCAACUCUCGACGUCAAAGCCCACUGGACAACUUGUGAGGAUCCAGAAAGCGAUAUCAUUAAAGUAGCAUGGUGUGCUGGCACUACGAAAGGUCGUUGUGAGAUUUCAAAAAUGCGUGACAUAUCUCCCUCUGUACACAACGUACAUUCAGCCUUAGAAAAACCAGUACGAAAUGGACAAGUGUUAUACGUAACAGUCCAAGCAACAAACGGAGCCGGGGAAACUACAACUGUUACGUCAGACGGUAUUACUAUCGACGGCACUCCUCCAAUGAAAGGAAAAGUGCUUUUCGAUAACACAACAAAUGAAGUUAACUACCUCUUUGGCGAAAAUGACAUUGAUCUACACUGGCUAGAAUUCACUGACAAUGAAAGUGGAAUACAGAGUUAUGAGGUUGCCAUAUGUGAUGCAAGAAAUCUAACGAACUGUCCGCAGCCGUAUACCUCAGUUAAUAAUGCAACACGCGUACAAAUAACAGGACUAGAUUUUGAAAGUGGAGCCAUGUACGUUGCCAUAGUUAGAGCAACAAACUUUGCAGGCCUAAAGAUAGAUGCAACGUCAAAAGGGAUCACAGUUGAUUAUAGUCCGCCUUUUGGCAGUCACACUUGGAUUGGCCCAGAAAGCAAGCACAUAUUCUUCCAAUCAAGUAAAACUGAACUGAAAGUCAGAUGGCAAAUGUUUAACGAUGCUGAAAGUGGGAUUUUUUCCUAUGAAAUAUGUUUAACGUCAAGUGACUGCAAUGUCAGUGACUACCUAAACGUUGGCCUGAAUACCAGCUACGACCUUACUAAGUUAGAACUUGAACAUGGCAAAUCAUAUUACGUAACAGUAAAAGGGACAAAUGGAGCUGGGUUAACUUCUACAACAAUUACAGAUACUAUUACUAUAGACACUACACCACCUGAACCCUUUAUUGAUUCAAGUCUGGGCAACAAAACGACAGAACAAAAGAUUCUCAGGUUUAAUUGUACUGAAGAAUUUGUAGGCUUUGAAUGGAAUAUGUUCGAUGAUCCUGAAAGUGGAAUAUCUAGAUAUGAGUUGUGCGUCGGGACAGAGGAAGGACUGUGCAAUAUCGUUCCUCAUACAUCAUUAACUCCAAACCUUAGCAGCCGAGCCUUUACUCAUAAAAGAGUUUCAAGUUCUCAACUAUUUGCGAAAUUUAAAGCAUUUAACAAUGUUGGGCUAUAUAGCAUGCAAUCCAAAGAAUGUGUUUUGAUAAAUAGGGUCCCUCGAAUACAGUACGUUAAAGAUUUAAACUCGUCAAAUAUAAAUGAUGAUACUGAAAUUGAUUGGACGGCCAACACAACAAGCUUAAGAAUGAAAUGGGACAUAUCGGAUAACGUAGCAGAACAUAAAUCAAAAAUGCGUGUUGAAGUAGCUGUGACACUACCAUUUUCUAACCUAUCCUAUCCAAGAAUCAACAGCAAGAAAUCUUGGAAUGGAGAACCGUUUGCUCUAAAUUUUACCAAUUUAGAGCUUUGGAAAAACAAUUUAAGCAUCGAGAGCUUGGACUUAAAACCAUUGAAAGAAUAUCGUAGUGUUGUUCGCAUCUGGAAUGAAGGCGAAAUCUACAGUGAGGCCAGUAGUGAUGGCGUGCGUUUUGAGCCAAAUCGUCCUUUGCCUCGUAAAAUCGUUAUUCAAGAUAUUUCUUCAGAAAAAGAGAGAUUGCGAUGGCUACCCAAUCUUCGGCUUCCGGGUUUUAAUAGAAGUGACUUAAUUCCCGAAAUACUGUACAUUUCAUCGCCCAGUAACAUUUUUGCGGUAGUAAGCUCUAUCAUCAACAUUACAAAUCAAACUGAAACAGCUAAAGCAGAAUUACUCAGUGACAGUUCUCAAGAUUUCAAAGUUUUAUUUUACCGGGUACGUUCUGGAAAUAAUUCUACUAACACUUCUGAGAAUAUCUUAGAAACGGAAACAUUACCUGGUAUUGCUAGUCCACAAGGCCCAUGCUGCGCCAAUUACACAUCUAAUGAUGUCACUAUGCUGACUGACAUCCACUACAAGCCUACUUUGCCAACCCAGAUGUUUGGAUCUUUUGUCGCUUUGCUUAAACAGAGAUACCUAGCAGUUGCCUCUAUCGACAAGGUCUUUAUCUUUUCUCUUCAAAACAAAUCACUUAAUUCCGAGGUCAUAACUAUAACAGAAACAAUAUCUGGGAUUUCACACUCUGAAGAUUGCAUUCUCAUAACGUCUACGCGAAAGCUCCACGUGUACAAUUUAAGAAUUAAUGAAAAAAAUAACUCCUCUCUGCAUGUUGAGAAAAUGCUAAUACUUUCAUGGAGAAAUUUUGAUGGUGGAAUCGCUGUAUUACAUAAUACCACCAUAGCAGCUACCGGAAGAACUGCACAAAACAAAGGUGUGGUUGGGAUAUUCCACGUAACAAAUGGGGUUUGGCAGGUCAAUAAAAUACUUGGAGAAACUGAAAACAGUACAGAAUUUGCUAAAGCCCUAGCGAUUAACAACCAUUUUCUAGUAGUUUUGUCUUCAUCUUAUUUGAUAGUAUAUUCUUUGGAUGAUUUCGAAGUUGCUUUUAGAAUUAAUCUUAAGAUUCUGGGGAUGAAUCUUGCAGAACCUUCAUUUAAACUUACAAAGAGUGAUGUCUUGAUCCUUGUAUCCAAGAAACAUUCAAAAAUCGUCAUCUUAAAUCUUGAAAUCCGUACCAAGUUAUACAGAGAAAUAUGUUCCUACAAAAUACCUUUAGACAUCAAGCUGAGUGAUAAAUUUGACUCAAUGGACAGGGAUGGUGGAACUGUUAUAGCGCUAGGAAUGCAAACCUUAGGUGGUGUUGAUGGGGUUCUACUAAUUGGAUUUCAAGGCGCCUUUGCAUACCAUCUCAAGUACGAUUUGGGUCAGUGUCUUGGAUUAGGAAGAAUUCUUUCACGCGAUAAUAAACUUCGUGUUGACGAUGGAGUACCACGUGCAAGUGUUUCAAUACAGGGUUCGACUAUCGUUUUUGGAACUCCCGGAGAAUUGACAUGGCCAGAUCGAAAUGAAGACGCGGGAACUGGUAGAGUUUAUAUAAUCACGUAUUGCUCUCUCAACCAUAAAAGAGUAAAGAUUUCAACGUUAGUGGAACAACAGCCAUUAAAAUGCGAAACAUGCGAGGAUGGCAGAAGGUCUCUUGGAGGUGUAACAACAAUUUGUACAGUGUGUGAAAAUCGUAAGUGUGCGUUGCCUUUUGUUGAUGAUCCUUUACACUUUGUUACGAAAGUUUGCAAUGAUUCGAUGUGUCCUACUAAUGAGAAAGUGAGCAAUAAAACCAAUGGAAUUAAGAUAAUCCAGAUGAACGGUACGUUUUUCGAAGAAGGUGCAGUCAACGAGUACACCAUAAAGUUAGUCGAGACAACUCGUGCUGGCAUGUCAACAACAUCUGAAUCAGAGCCGUUUAUUAUCGAUACAACAUCUCCAGUGGUAGGUACUGUGUAUGAUGGCCUAGGAAGUGACCAAAAUACUAACUGCUCAAGUAACGAAACGCUCGGCGAAGAUAGUCAGUGUUCCACACGUAGUUUCCAAAAUACGGACAUUGAUUAUACUAAUAAUACCUCCGAACUUCACGCUCGAUGGGUUGACUUUGCUGACAACGAGAGCGACAUUACAGAGCAUUUUUGGUGUGUAGGAACAAAGCCCAUGCUGGAUGACAUUCGGCAGUGCGAGAGCACAGGACAUAGGCAAAAUGGCAGCCAUUAUGGACUGGACUUUAAGCAAGGUGACACGUACUAUGUUACCGUGGUUGCAUGUAAUGGUGCUCAAAGAUGUUCAGCAGGUCAUUCUAAUGGUGUGACAAUUGAUACUACUCCACCUUCCAUGCAGUAUGUACGAGAUGGUGUACUUGGUCCUGACAUGGACUACCAGGUAUUCCUGGACAUCAUUUUUGCAUAUUUCAAAGCCUCUGAUGAAAACAGUGACAUAAGCUCGUAUGAGGUGGCCUGGGGAACCGCUCCUGGUCUUACAGACAUAAAAGAAUACGAAGAAAUCGUAAAUACAACCAUAUGGUAUGCUAAGUUUAAGAACAACACGCUGGAGAAGAAAAAGAAGUAUUUUGCAACUGUAAGAGCAUCCAACAAAGCUGGUAUAUUAUCAGAGCCAAUGUCGUCUGAUGGCAUAAUCGUUGGGAAGUCUGAGUACACGUUUGACAAGAAUGCUUCAGCAUCGUUCUUUUUUGACACUGUGAAUGUGAAAACUGAUGGAACCAGAGAGGAUGAUGGCGUUGGGCAAACAUAUGGGACUUUGGAAGUUCCCAAAGGAGCUGUAGAUGGCGAAGUAAAACUUCAAUGUUACACUCUGGGUGACGAGACCGUUGCAUCCAAUAAAUCUGAAGAUGGUCCUCUUUCCAACCCUAGCACUACAAAACCAAAGCAAUUCAUGCUCGGCAAUUACAGUUUCCAGAUCAAAGCUAUGGAGCCCUUAAACAACACUAUUAAAGAGGGAUAUAAGUUUGCUAAGCCGAUCAAGAUCUCUAUGUUUUACGAUGUGGACAAUUUAGUGAGAGCCAACAAAAGAGUGGUGAACAAAGAAGUCAAUAAGGAAGACAUUAAUCCUGUGCUGUAUUUAUGGGAUAUUAAAAAUAACACAUGGAUCGAUGCAUCUCUGUCUUGCCCAGAGCCCUGGCAGUACAUCAACCGUACCAUCAAACUUCUCACUGUUCAUAUCUGUCACUUGACCCAGUUUGCUUUCUUCUGGUCGUUCAAAGCAAAGAAUGGAUUGAUAAUGUUUGAAAAAAACACUUCGGUUUAUGACGCAAACGGUGAUGUGGUUGUUCUUCUUGAAACAAGAGCACAAGAGAUAGAUCUUCCUAUCAAGCGUUCCAAAGGCAGCAAUGGAAACAUCGAAGUUUAUUGGUCUCUUCAAAGCAAUGAGUCACUUGAUUCAAAUUUGAUAUGGCCAAAGUCAGGGAACAUAUCAAUGACAGAAAGCCAGUGGAACGCUAAUCUAUCUUUAAGGGUAGCCAGUAAUGAAAAGAGGACGGGAAAACAAGUUAUCUAUGUUCGACUUGAUAACGUGACUGGUGGGGCAAUUCUAGCAUCACGUGACAAGAUAGAAUCAAGCCUGAUCAUUGUAGGCAGUUCUGAAGUACACCAAGACCCUACGUCCACCUUAACCUGGAUCAUUGGGGUAGUUUUAGGAGUUAUUUUCAUAACGAUAGCCAUUUUGAUAAAAACAAAGAGAAAGAAAGGAAAAUAUAUAAAAAAUAAAUCCUUAUCUGACACAAGCUCUAGACAGAGCCAGCUGGAAAGACCAGGGGAUGUUAGUACUCCAGCUCCAGUUGGUGGACAAUUGCACAUUACUAAUGACACGGAGUCUGGAACAGAAAUUAUAGGUGUAUCAGUAAAUCUAGGAGAAUAUAAUGGUUCAACUUUCGUCGGUGUUGUUGAUAAUAAUGAAAUCGAGCUGAAUGCUAUGAGCGCCAAUGUGGGAAAACGAUCCUUCAGUAAUGAAGAUAAACAGCAUUCGAAGGAAAAGGAAGUAGCACCUGAUCAUGAUCAUCGAGGCGAACAUAACAACCCAAGCUUUGAAAAUGAUGAUGAUGUCGAAGUUGAAGAAAUGAAAACGAGGCUAGGUGACCCAAAUACAGUUGCAAACGAAGGCAUCAAUAAAGUCCUUAAAAAUCGUCAUCCCCAAAAUGGUGCCAAUCUUCCCAAAUCAAGUGAGGCAGCUUCUUCAGCCGGGUCCCCAGCAAUAAAAGAUAUCGUUUCUUUAACUUUUGAUGGAGCUUUAGGUGCUUCCAAAGAGGAAACAAAGAAAACGAAAGCCGAAAAUCGAGGAUAUGACAAUCAAAUUUAUCAAAUGGAAAACGAUGACGAUGCAUGUCAAUUAGAAAUUUAGUAUCAUAAAAACGAAGACAAAGGCAAAACUCAGACAAACAUGAACAUGUACUUUUUAGUUUAGCAGCUGAAUUUUCAUAGCCGAUCGCAGUAGUUCUUUGAUCAAUUGGUCAUUAUUCUAGCUUAAAUAAUAAAAUAGGUUCGUAGAACACUCGACACGCCGGGUUAAACGGAAUGCACUGUUUGCCCGAGUGUUGAAGCUAUAUUCGUAUGAAACAUUAGCACAUUGGUUCCUAAGCGUAAGACCUGCACCCUGCACAAUCCAACUAUGCCUGGAUCCCUUAAAAUAGGAUCCUGAACAAUGAAAUCAAUACAAAAAGCAGUAAGCACAGAUCGUUUAUAUAAGACUUUUAGGUCUUUUAAGACAUUUUGUCAAUAACUCAAGUUAAACUUAAAUACAAUUGCUGAAAUAAUAAACGCUGAAAUAUUAGAAAAGUUAUGCUUUAGAGAAAAGAGAAGCACUCAUUUUACUUAUUCAGAACAUUGUUACAACUUUAUUUGUUCGGGAUAUCGAUAUAUAUCCAAACCAUUUUUAAAAUUGGAGAUAGUCCCGCACAGCUCUUCACUCUAUAUACCAGACGAGAAAUACAAUAAUUAAAUUCAUCUACAAAACAUAA
Messenger RNA from Actinia tenebrosa (Australian red waratah sea anemone), 11711 nucleotides. RefSeq lists its product as uncharacterized. The record is from RefSeq and is a predicted model, not a curated record. Lineage: Eukaryota; Metazoa; Cnidaria; Anthozoa; Actiniaria; Actiniidae.